Molecule: messenger RNA, 1857 nt
Organism: Habropoda laboriosa
Lineage: Eukaryota; Metazoa; Arthropoda; Insecta; Hymenoptera; Apidae
Product: SCAN domain-containing protein 3-like
Exons: 1
Coding region: 1-1857 (618 amino acids)
Molecular function (GO): DNA binding; protein dimerization activity
Source: RefSeq, a predicted model, not a curated record
AUGGACCAGUAUUUACGAGGAAAAUAUUCGAAUUCACUGGCAAAUGAUAAUGAACCUAGCACAAGUGGUGCUGUAAAAAAACAGAAGAUUUGGGAAAGAAAGUAUAACGAAGACUACAUUCGAUAUGGAUUUUCGUGUUGUGAUAAAGAAACACCACCCAAACCAGAAUGCAUCAUCUGCGGAGAAAUGCUAUCUAACGAAGCAAUAGUACCCAGUAAACUGCUUCGCCAUCUAAAUUCAAACCAUCGCAGUUACGCUAAGAAGGAUAAAUCAUUUUUUCUUAGGCUGUUAGAUCAAAGGCGAAAACAAAGGCAAUCACUGUUAUCGUCAGUCACAGUUUCUGAUAAAGCCAUAGAAGCUAGUUACCAUGUUGCAAGAUUAAUUGCACGUCAGAAAAAACCACAUACUAUUGGUGAGACACUCGUUAAACCAGCAUGCAUAGAAAUUGUUAAAUCCAUGCUUGCGCCUAGAGAAGUUAACGAAGUGAAAAAAGUACCGUUGUCAGCUGAUACUGUUAAAAAACGUAUCAACGAUAUGUCGAGCGAUAUUUUAGGAAUACUAAUUGCAAAACUGAAAACGGCUCAGAAGUUUGCACUUCAAAUUGAUGAGCCAACAGACAUUAAAAACCGAGCACAACUGAUAGCUAUUGUACGUUUCGUUGAUGAGGGCACCAUAACCAUAAAAGAACACUAUUUAUUUUGCAACGAGUUUCCAGAGCAAACUACCGGCGAGGAAAUUUUCCGAGUAACAGAUGAUUUUUUCAAAACCUAUGAUAUUCCAUGGAGUAAUUGUGGUGGAGUAAAUGGUGCUGCGGCAAUGAUGGGCAAUAAAAAAGGUUUUAUUUCGUGCGUAAAACGGCAAAAUCCUAAUAUAGAAAUUACACACUGUUGCAUACAUCGCGAAGCAUUGAUGAUCAAGAACUUGCCAACAGAACUAUUGCAAACGAUGAAUCAAUGCAUUACUAUCAUAAACAUUAUUAAAUCAAGAGCCCUAAAUUCGCGAAUUUUUAAACUAAUCUGUGCAGAAAUGGGAUCGGAUUAUGAAUCCCUAUUGUUUUACACUGAGGUACGUUGGCUAUCCCGAGGCAAAGUUUUGGCUAGAUUGUUUGAGCUUCGCAACGAGGCUCGUGAGUUUUUGUUAAAACAAAAUAUGACCGAACUACACCAACUUUUUGAAGAUAAUCACUGGAUGGCCAAACUUGCGUAUAUGGCUGAUAUCUUUGAGCACCUGAAUGAACUGAAUAAAAAAAUGCAAGGUCGAAGCGAAAAUUAUCUGACGUGUUCCGACAAGUUAAUGGGGUUUAAAAAUAAGCUUGAACUUUGGCAGAAAGAGUUACAAAAAGGAUCUCUAGAAAUGUUCCAAAGGACUUACAAGUCGAUGAUUAAAAACAAACAAUUAAUUCUGGAUCUGACUCAACCACAUUUAAGUUUGUUGCAAGAGAAAUUUAAUCACUAUUUUUUCACAAUUAAUACGGAGCAAUACAAUUGGAUAAGAAAUCCUUUUCUAACCGAUGCCGAAAAUUCAACAGAAGCACUUUCCCUUCAAAUUCGAGAGGAAUUUAUAGAAUUGAGGAACGACGGGACGCUGAAACUCAACUUCAGUGAAAUGCCAUUGGCUAAUUUCUGGAUUUCAGUUAAGAAAGAAUAUCCUCAAAUUUCUGACAAGGCUAUUGCAAUUUUGCUCCCUUUUUCUACGACAUACUUAUGCGAACAAAGUUUUUCGACACUGGUUCUAAUUAAAAAUGACAAACGAUCGUGUUUAAAGGGUCUUGACCACGAACUUCGGGUAGCACUUUCUAAUAUAGAGCCAAAUAUAAAACGUAUAUGUUCAUCAAAACAAGCUCAAAUAUCUCAUUAA